Molecule: messenger RNA, 2985 nt
Organism: Tauraco erythrolophus (red-crested turaco)
Lineage: Eukaryota; Metazoa; Chordata; Aves; Musophagiformes; Musophagidae
Source: RefSeq, a predicted model, not a curated record
AUGUUCGGCCCCGUCAGUCCCCCGGCCGCCAGCUACGCCGAGCACUGCUGCCUGCGCCCGCCCCAUGGGCCGACCCCGGGUGCCGUGGGACCACCAGGACUUGAUUUCCCCCUAUGCCAUCAGUCAAACCUCAUGAGCAGUCACCGUGGUUAUGGGUUGGUGCCAGCAACCGAGCACCCAGGCAGUGGUGAUGGCUCACGGUUCUCAACGCCCCGUGGUGCAGGCAAACUGGGCAAGAAGCGGGCACUGUCCAUCUCACCCCUGUCAGACUCUAGCAUUGACCUGCAGACGGUAAUCCGCACCUCACCCAACUCCCUCGUUGCGUUCAUCAACUCCCGCUGCGGCUCCUAUGGCCACCUCUCCAUCAGCACCAUCAGUCCGUCACUGGAGUACCAGAGUCCACCGGGUCAGCAGAAGGGCCAAGGCCACCUGUACAGCCACACCCCUGCCCCUCCUCCAUGUAGCUCCCAUGAACACCUGUCCACCUGCCCAGGGCUCCUGCACCACGCCCCAGAUCAUGGGACCCUCAAACACUGCCAGCAGCUAAAGUUGGAGUGGAGCCUGAGGAGCCCUCUGACUGUCAAAUAUCCAGAGGAGAGAUCCGAGGGCAACAUCUCCAGUCCAGCUUCCACAGGCACCCAGGACCCCUUGCUGGGGAUGCUCGAUGUUCGGGAAGAUCUGGAGAAGGAGGAUGGGAAACCUGAGUCUGAGACUGUGUACGAAACCAAUUGCUACUGGGAUGGCUGCGCCAAGGAGUUCGAUACGCAGGAGCAGCUGGUGCAUCACAUCAACAAUGAGCAUAUCCAUGGGGAGAAGAAGGAGUUCGUAUGCCACUGGGCAGCAUGUUCCCGGGAGCAGAGGCCCUUCAAGGCUCAGUACAUGUUGGUGGUGCACAUGCGACGUCACACAGGCGAGAAACCUCACAAAUGCACGUUCGAGGGCUGUAACAAAGCCUACUCACGCCUGGAGAACCUCAAGACGCAUCUGCGCUCGCACACGGGUGAAAAGCCCUACGUGUGUGAACACGAGGGCUGCAACAAGGCCUUCUCCAAUGCUUCUGACCGGGCCAAGCACCAAAACCGCACUCACUCCAACGAGAAGCCCUACGUGUGCAAGAUCCCCGGCUGCACCAAGCGCUACACGGACCCCAGCUCCCUGCGCAAGCACGUGAAGACGGUGCACGGCCCUGAUGCCCACGUCACCAAGAGGCACCGAGGGGACAUGCCAGGCCGUGCCCUGCCCACCCCCAGUGGCCCCCCAGACACGAAGCAGGAGAAGGACACAAAUGGCCCUAGUGAGGCCCGGAAGGACGACAGCAAACUCAUGGUGCCCGACUUGGCCUUGAAGCCACAGCCCAGCCCGGGUGGGCAGUCGUCAUGCAGCAGCGACCGUUCCCCGCUUGGUGGCACCACCAACAAUGACAGCGGGGUAGAGAUGGCGGGCAACGCGGGUGGGAGCUACGAGGACCUGACCGCGUUGGAGGACGUGGUGCCCGGUGAGCCCAUGGGCACCUCGGGGCUCACAGCCCUCCGCAAGCUGGAAAAUCUUCGCAUUGACAAACUGAAGCAGAUGAGGAAGCCAUCAGCCACCAAGGGCCCGAAUUUGCCAGCCAUCCCUGGAGUCGGCCUGCCUGGGGAGGUGCCUGGGAUCUCUGUGCUGCCGCCAGCUGCCUCGCACCGUCGCUCCGCAGCGCUGUUGGCAGCAGGGAUGGGCAUGCCGCCGAGCGAGCGCCGAAGCAGCACCACCAGCAGGGUCAGCUCAGCCUACACCGGUGGCCACAGCAGCUUCCCUGGGGACUACCUGGGGCCGGCCGAACCCUGCGCUCUUACAAACGGUUUGCUGCGAAGGCACAGCUCCAAUGACUGCCCUGGCUACGCGGGCAGCGUUCCCCCUCACCUGGUGCCUCGGAACAGCGUGCGGCGGGCCAGCGACCCUGCCCGACCCGUGGCCAACCCUCGUGCUGUGCCCAGGGUGCAUCGCUUUAAGAGCGUGGGCAAUGUAAAUGUGCCAGGAGCGGGCAGAACUCCUCUGCAGCCCUUGGGUGGUUCUGAUGCCAACCUUCAGUGCCAUGUCUUCUCCCCACGUCCACCCAGCAUUGGUGAAAAUGUCUUCCUGGAGAGUGCUCCUGUCAGUUACAUGGGCGUGCUGAGCCCGGGCGCGCGGAGAGCCCAGACAUCCCCUGUACAGACCAAAGAGGUGAUGGUCCGUAGCUAUGUGCAGGCCCAGCAGGCUCUGAUGUGGGGAGGCCAACUGGCCUCCCAGGGAGGGGAGGCUGGCACGGGGCCCGGCAGCGAGCCAGGGCAGUGCCAAGCCAUGCAGGCACCACUGCAUCUCAGCCCCAAGUACUCUGGUUACCAAGUGAAGCCAGAUCACCUGCAGGGUCUGGCAGAGACCCAGCACCUCCUAAACGCCCCGUGCUUCAGCCCAGAGAUGGUGCCGCACCCCCCCGGUGGCCUUAAGCCACCCGGUCACCAGAACAGUCUGAACUACGUGGGCAGCCUGGCUCAGCCGAGCGGUUCCUAUGAGGGAGCUGCAGCCAACCCCCGGCAUGUGCUUCGUGUACCCCCUGCCUGCUCCGCGCCCGAGGGGCCCCGCAGUGCUCUGCUGUGUUACUCGGGCCAGGGCGCACACGUGCAGGUUGGCAAAGGGGGGCACAAGCUGCUGGGCCAAACGGUGGCGAGCUGUGGGGCUCCUCAGCAUUGUGGUGGGAGCUUGGAAGGGCUCAAAGGCGGCUCCUGUUACUACCUGGGUUCAGGGGAGCAAGUGGCCAACAGCUUGGACUCGCUGGACCUGGAGAAUACGCACCUUGACUUUGCUGCCAUUGUGGAGGAUCCAGAGACACCCGCACUGCUGCCUGGGCCCCCUAGCCCUGCCAGCGGCCUUCUGCUUCCUGGAUUGGGUGGUGCCAACAUGGCUGUGGGUGACAUGAGCUCCAUGCUGAGCAGUCUGGCAGGGGAGAGCCAUUUCCUCAACUCCCUGUCCUAA